Cyclocybe aegerita is the source of this 837-nucleotide messenger RNA. The record is from the annotation of a GenBank genome assembly. NCBI's taxonomy places the organism in Eukaryota, Fungi, Basidiomycota, Agaricomycetes, Agaricales, Hemipholiotaceae.
AUGCUAAUCCCAAGAGCCAUAUAUCAGUCUGCUACAGCAAUAGACGCCUAUACUCCAACGCCUUCACCUUCGCCAUCGUGGACGUCCAGGAGUAUUUCGCCAUCUGCUACAUCCGUCGUGAGCGACGAGAUGCAGGACAACUUCUCCAGGAAAUUGAGCAUGAGACAGCCUCGGUAUUUCUCUGGGCCCAGACUCCCCGCGCCGCCUAUUAAAGAAGGAGAUAUCGUUGAAGUGCGACGCUUCGAAAAAGAUUCAUUGACCUGGACCAAAUGGCAAUUAGGGAGGGUGGUACCUCAAAGUCAUAUGAUGGUUCCAGGAUCAACGCAGUCAGAACCUUGCUAUAUCGUGAGGCCCGUCAGAAGAGGGCAAGACGUGACGACCAACCAACACGGUGUCUUCGAAGAGUCUGAAGCUAUCAGUAAGCAUAUUCAAAGCCUAGGGGAGAUCCGUCAAGUCGGAGGCCUCGACUGGAAGUUCGAUGAAGCAGCGGUAGUCAGAGAUUUCUUGAAGUCAGAGUCCGUUCUAACCCUUCGUGAAUACCAGAACGUCAAAGACGUCUAUGCAAGCGUCGCCAUAAGUCUCGGCGGACAAGCGCCCGCCGCUUCGCCGCCAGCAGCCGUACCCGUUUGGAACCCCGGAGAGAUUAUCGGCUGGACGGACUCCCAUCUGCGCGUCAGGUUAGUGGCCGGCCCAUUCAAAGGACAAACUCGUAUGGUCGUGGCGGCCCUUCGGUACCACCCAUCGACCGUGAAGGUUUGCCUUCAGAGAGGCGACCGUGUCAUGAAACCGGAUGGCACGAUCGUUUCGCUCCAAAAACGAGGCACUCGGACCUCCUAG